AUGGUAGAUAUUGAAUUUUCAUCACUUCGAAAACAAAAUGAAUUGCAAGAUAUUAAUACUGCAAAAAUUGUUAAUCCAAUUAAGAGAUCAAUGAUGGAAAUAAUAAAUAAUAAUAUUAAUAAUGGAAAUGGAAAUAAUGAAAGUAAUAGUAGUAGUGGAUCACAACAAAAUUUAUUACGAACAAAUGCAAGAUCAUCAAAUUUAUCAACAAAUAAUAAUUAA
Molecule: messenger RNA, 222 nt
Organism: Diversispora eburnea
Lineage: Eukaryota; Fungi; Glomeromycota; Glomeromycetes; Diversisporales; Diversisporaceae
Source: the annotation of a GenBank genome assembly